UGGUACAAUUAAUAGAUAUAUCGUUAUUUACUCUUCUCAUUAGUCUGUGAUCUUCUAUUUAAACGCAAUUUAACGCGUAUUGUGCGCGUAUUUCGACUAUUUCCAUUGUCGAUAUGGAAGUAAACACUGACGCUGUCAAUCUCGGCGUCGGGGAGUCUGAAGCAGAAUUAAAAGAAUUCGAAGAAAAUAAAAGUUUUGAUACAAGAAGCGAAGUAUCAAGUAGUUCUUCAGAUAGUGAUUCUAAUCCCAGUAUUAGUUCUGUCACCUCAGUAAGUUCUGCAGAUGAGAAAAAUCGCAGAUCAGGUCAUAAGAGAGGACGUUCGCCGAGCCCCGAACCACGACGUAUUCCUCAACAUAGGAGUAGUUCCAAAUCAUAUGGAUAUAUGACAAAGUUAAAUUAUUUAUUUCGUGAUACUAGGUUUUUUGUAAUUAAAAGCAAUAAUGCGGAAAAUGUUACUUUGUCGAAGGCAAAAGGGGUAUGGUCAACACUUCCUCAAAAUGAGAAUAAUCUGAAUCAGGCUUUUAGAGAAUGCAGGAACGUUUUGCUGUUGUUUUCGGUUAAAGAGAGUGGUAAAUUCGCAGGAUUUGCAAGACUUCAGUGUGAAUCUAGACGUGAUGUGACUCCAAUAUCGUGGGUUUUGCCACCUGGUAUAUCAUCAAAAGCUUUGGGAGGUGUUUUCAGAGUCGACUGGAUCUGCAGGAAAGAGUUGCCAUUCAGUUCUACAUUGCAUUUAUUUAAUCCGUGGAACGAAGGCAAACCAGUUAAAAUUGGCAGAGAUGGACAAGAAAUCGAACCCAGAGUUGCUGAAGAACUUUGUAGAUUGUUUCCACAAGAUGAAGGUAUUGAAAUGACUCCAAUCCUGCGCCGUUCAAAAGAGGCUUCAAAACGACUGCACUCUAGGAGCUACAGCACAUACCGUCAACCAUUAGGAGCCCGAUCUAAAUUUCGAGGCCGUGGACCCCCUCACUAUGCCAGAGGCCGAAAGUUGUAUCUAACGACACGACAUAACCGCGCAAGGGCUCGCAGCAUCAGCCCCUACCGCAGGGAUUCCUCUAGCAGAUAUUCAAGUCGAUAUACUAGUACAACAGCAGCUGCUGAAGCUUAUGUAGCCGAUUACAUGAGAUCUAUGCAGCAUCAAUUGCCACCUUUACCUUGUGCCCCACCACCGGGAUUUAUGUACUGGGCUCCUCCUGUGCUACACAGGUAUUACGAGGGACCCCCAUUACCAGAAUACCCAGUAGCACGCCAUAGAAGUUCUUCGAGGGAUCGUCGUAGAACUGAUCAUCGUGUGUAA
Molecule: messenger RNA, 1295 nt
Organism: Ctenocephalides felis (cat flea)
Lineage: Eukaryota; Metazoa; Arthropoda; Insecta; Siphonaptera; Pulicidae
Product: YTH domain-containing protein 1-like
Exons: 4
Coding region: 114-1295 (393 amino acids)
Biological process (GO): regulation of alternative mRNA splicing, via spliceosome; mRNA splicing, via spliceosome
Cellular component (GO): nucleoplasm
Molecular function (GO): mRNA binding; N6-methyladenosine-containing RNA reader activity
Source: RefSeq, a predicted model, not a curated record